AACAGGAGCGCGAAGAGGAAGAGAGGAAGAAACGCCUGCAGUUGUAUGUGUUUAUUCUGUGCUGUGUCGCCUACCCGUUCAACGCCAAGCAGCCCACGGACAUGACCAAGAGGCAGAUCAAAGUCACCAAGCACCAACUGGACGUCAUUCAGGGGCGCUUCCAGAGCUUUCUGAAAGGAGAGCUGCAGAUAGCAGCAGACGAAGCCUUCAUCAACGCCGUGCAGAGUUAUUAUCCCUCAAGAACGAGCGCCUCGCUUCCAUGGUGACUUCCGGUGCCUGCUCCCAGCAUGACCUAAGGGAGGUCUUCAAACACAACGUGGAAAAGAGAGUCAGGUCCCUCCCGGAAAUUGACAGUCUCAGUAAGGAGACUGUGCUCACCUCCUGGAUGGCCAAGUUUGACAUGAUAAUUAAAGCAGGUGAAGAAGAUAGCAAGAGGCCAGGUCGGAUGCAGCAACCGCUCAACAGUGAGCUCAUUAUGCCUAAAGAGCAACUCUUUGACAUGUUUCAGCAAAUCUUAGGCAUCAAGAAAUUUGAGCACCAGCUGCUGUUCAAUGCACUUCAGCUGGACAGCCAAGAUGAACAAGCUGCAGCUAUCCGGAGAGAGUUGGACGGACGCAUGCAAAAGGUUGCAGAACUAGAGAGGAAUCGCAAGCUGAUGCCCAAGUUUGUGGUGAAAGAAAUGGGGUCCCUUUAUCUGGAGGAGCUUAAGACUUCAAUAAACCUCUUGAUGGCCAACCUAGAGAGUCUUCCUGUUUCAAAAUGUUCACAGGAAGGCAAAUAUGGGUUACAAAAACUCAGAAAGUACAAUCAUAGCCGGAGACGCAGCUCAGUCUUAAGGCAGGUAGCUGAGUGCAUGUCAGUUGUAUCUCGCUCGCUCGGACUGACUCCCUUUUUGGCACACUAUUUGCAAGUUUAUGGCUCUCUCAGCAGGUCUCAGAGCUCGUUAAGUGGCCGCGAUAGUGACAGUAUGGACAACGAAGUGACGCUUUCCAAGAUGGAUGUUGUCCUGUCCUUUGCUCUUGAGGUGCUGGUGAUGGAGGUGCGGGAGAUCAAACAUCUACCACCAAACAGAAUAGUUUACUGCACGAUGGAGGUGGAGGGUGGAGAAAAGCUUCAGACUGACCAAGCAGAGGCAUCAAAACCAAUGUGGGACACACAAGGGGAUUUCACAACAACACAUCCACUACCUGGUGUCAAAGUAAAGUUGUAUACAGAAUCAGCAUCUAUGCUUUCCGUAGAUGAUAAGGAACUAGGCAAGGUUGUUCUACAUCCCACAGCCAUGUCAUCCAAGGUACCUGAAUGGUACAAGAUGCAAGUUCCAAAAAAUUCACCUGAAAAUAAUCUUAGAAUUAAGAUUGCUGUCAGAAUGGAUAAACCACAAAACUUAAAACAUUGUGGCCAUCUGUAUGCUCUAGGGAAGAGUUGCUGGAAAAAGUGGAAGAAACGGUAUUUUUGUUUAGUACAAGUGUCCCAGUACACAUUUGCCAUGUGUAGCUACAGAGAGAAGAAAAGCGAACCCACCGAGAUGAUGCAGCUGGAUGGGUAUACAGUGGACUACAUUGAGGCAGUGUCAGAUCUAGAAGGUGGUAGAUUUUUCUUCAAUGCUGUAAGAGAAGGAGAAUCAAUACUUUAUGCAACAGAAGAUGAAAAUGAGUCUCAUCAGUGGGUGACGGCACUAUACCGGGCCACAGGACAGGCCCACAAGCCCACCCCUCCUGUUAUGCCUCAGGGGAAAAAUUCUACUUUAUCAAAAAUUCAAGGAGAUGCUGACAAGGCAAAGAAACAUGGAAUGGAUGAAUAUAUUGGUGCAGAUCCUGUCAGAUUUGAUCACCACAACCUUUUUAGAAUUCUACAAGGGCAAACACUAGAAUAUCGUCUUGUUGAUCCAUAUUGUUCUUUAGGAUGGUUCAGUCCUGGGCAGAUUUUUGUGUUAGAUGAGUACCAGGCUCGAUAUGGUAUGAGGGGAUGCUACCGACACUUGUGUUGUCUGGAGGAUCUCCUAGAUCGUGCUGAGAAGGGCCAGAUGAUUGACCCAACCCUAAUUCACUACUCCUUUGCCUUCUGUGCCUCCCAUGUACAUGGGAAUAGACCUGAUGGUGUGGGGACCGUCCUGGCAGAAGAGAAGGAGCACUUCCAACACAUCAAGGAGAGACUAAGAGUCUUACUUGAACACCAAAUUACAAAUUUUAUGUAUUGUUUCCCAUUUGGUCGACCAGAAGGUGCCCUUAAAGCCACAUUAUCUUUACUUGAACGGGUGUUGAUGAAGGAUAUAGUUACUCCAGUUCCACCUGAAGAAGUGAGAGGCAUGAUUAAGAAGUGCCUAGAAAAUGCUGCUCUCCUCAACUACACUCGUCUCUCAGCAGAAACCAGAAUUGAGGGUGGUGAAUCAACCCUUCAAGGAGUUGCAGAUCCAAAGGCCUGGCUUAGGAGUGAUCCUGAGCCACAUAUACUAGCAAGAUCAAGAUCAAGAUCACAAGAACAGCAGCAGCAAUGAAUGGAGGUUGCCUCAAU
Molecule: messenger RNA, 2511 nt
Organism: Scylla paramamosain (green mud crab)
Lineage: Eukaryota; Metazoa; Arthropoda; Malacostraca; Decapoda; Portunidae
Product: calcium-dependent secretion activator-like
Exons: 20
Coding region: 260-2494 (744 amino acids)
Biological process (GO): dense core granule exocytosis; synaptic vesicle exocytosis
Source: RefSeq, a predicted model, not a curated record